Molecule: messenger RNA, 1647 nt
Organism: Aspergillus saccharolyticus JOP 1030-1
Lineage: Eukaryota; Fungi; Ascomycota; Eurotiomycetes; Eurotiales; Aspergillaceae
Exons: 3
Source: RefSeq, a predicted model, not a curated record
UUGUCGCAAUUCAAAAAAGCUUCCCCGGCCAUGAAAACCAUUCUUCGAACGGGGGACAUCGCCGUUGAAUACCUGGACUCCGAGCCAGCGGCUGUUCCCAAUCGUUGGCGAGUGUCCAGCAAUGACCUCAUGCGCAAUAGCCCCUACUUCAGGGCUCUGCUGGACCCGAACAAGUUCGCCGAAGGCAGGGAUUUCAUGAAUCAGAAGAUCCAGAGACAGCGUCUGCCCUCCCAAUCAGCGCCUGAAGGCCUCUCUCCCGACGACGACAACGACCCGGCUUUUAUCGCCGAUGAGUUACCGGUCGUCAGACUUCCAAGCGAUCAUUUCACCUCUCGGCUCGGGACGGAUGCGAUUGAGCUCUUCCUCGAAGUUCUGUCCUUCGACUCAUAUGACGACGAGCACCAGAGGUUGUUUGGCGCCAGACUCAGAGUGCAGCCUGUAUCCCUUGUCACAAGACUCGUGGAACUCGCCGACGCGUUCAACUCUCCGGAAGCUGUCCAGAAGGUUUUAAGGCAGUUACCUUAUGCUUUUGGACGAGGAAAGAUCCCGCUCACCAAGUUCGAUGCCGCAUUACUGCUAAAACUUCCGGAGGACCAGAUCCGCCAAACGAUCUUUGUAGCUCGGUUUCUGGAUCAACACGCCAUUGUCCAGGUCUACACCCAUGCUUUGGUAGUGCUCGGGUCGAGAUACUGGGCGAACGGCGUCGUUGAAACCCCGGAUACCCCCACGCUCCCCUGGCGAUACCUCACCGGAGGCAUAGAAGAGGAACUCUACUUCCGCCGCCAAUGUGUCCUCAACACAAUCACCGACCUACAAGCCCACUUCCUCCGCGCCUACGGCGCUCUCGAAGAACCCACCGACGAACCCUAUGGCAGCACAGCAUCAACACCAGCAUCCACGCCCACAUCCACCAGCAGCACCGCAACAGCAACAGCCACCCCACAACCCAGACCCCCAUUCUCCCUCCCCGCCACCUCCACCACCCUCCACCCGCGCCACUUCCAAUGCCGCUACGGCUUCGCCAACUCCAGCGCCUGCGACGCCUUCCACCUCGGGCAAAUGACGCGCUUCUUCUCCCUGCGCGCCAAGACCAUCUUCUUAGGCUCAACCCUCAUCGACGACCCGGACUUUCUUUCGUUGCUGGACGAGGAGAAUGGGAAGGAGGAAGGGGAGGAGGAGGAGGAGAAGGAUGACGCUGCGAGGGACGAUCAAUCUCCCAACAGAACGAACAUCGUCGCCCUCCUCGCCGCCCUCAAACAAUGCCCCGAUUACCAGAUCGACUCUAAUCACACCGGCUGCGGGAUUCGUCGUCGCUUCCUUCCGCCGUUGGACUGUAUUGAGCGGUUCGUUGGUGACGCGCGCGGGUUGUUAGGGGUGGCAGUGGGAGAUAGCUGCUCUCCUAAAAGUAGUAGAAGUUCAGGCUCGAGGUGGCCCUGGGGAAUGUCCGAGUCCUGGGCGAAUCGCUUCCGUCCCCGCGCGUUGGUCUUGGAUGUGCAUCUGUCGCGCGUUAAUGCUGUUCCUGUCUGGUCGAAACCGCGGGCUUCUGCUAAUGGUGGUGGUUGUGGUGGCGGCGGCCGGAUAAGCAGCUCGCAGGAGGAGAAUGCGCGGUUGUUGUUUACGGCAAGGAGGAGAAAUUGGGAGGCUUAA